This is a messenger RNA of Alternaria burnsii, 3147 nucleotides long. Its product is annotated as med5-domain-containing protein. Bases 1 to 3147 code for a protein of 1048 amino acids. The record is from RefSeq and is a predicted model, not a curated record. Gene Ontology annotation, biological process: regulation of transcription by RNA polymerase II. The transcript is spliced from 7 exons. Gene Ontology annotation, molecular function: transcription coregulator activity. Lineage: Eukaryota; Fungi; Ascomycota; Dothideomycetes; Pleosporales; Pleosporaceae. Gene Ontology annotation, cellular component: mediator complex.
AUGGAGUCCAUGAUUAAGGAAUGGUCAGUCUUUUUGGAUAAGUGCCUCGAGCGGCGUAUCCAACCUGAUUUGUUCGCUGCAGCCGUCGCGCAGCUCCACGCGAAGUCUCCACUGCCCGGCCGGAAGCUUGCUGCACUGGUGCUUCGACCACGCGUCGCAGGUUCCAACAACAUCGAUCCACGUUCUAUUGUCUUUCUUGAGCAGCUACUGUCUUUGAAGAAGGUCGACGCCUCUGACGUCCUGACGCUGACGUUCCUGUACUCCAAGGAUCGCCUUCCAGUCAAGACAGGCGACGAGAAACCAACCAAGGAGGCGCAAUGGGACAAUCCACCAGAACUCGAGGAAAUUGUCUUUCAUCGCUUACACAAGGCUUUUGCUGCAGAAGAGCGGCCUGUCAACAAUACUGAAGGCCUGCGCACACUUAUUGUCUUGAUAAGAUGGAUGCAGGCAAUGGUGACCUCGCAUACGAACGAUAGCAUGAUCCAGGCUAUGGCUGGUAUUCAGCAGCCUCAACAGCACUCUAUUAAUGUUCGGGAAGGUCUUGCAAUGCUUGUGAUUGGCGUAGUAGAAAACUCAAAGAUCCUGCGGAUACUGAAUAAUCCCAAAGGCAAAGAUAUACGCAAGAGUUUCAUUCAAUCGUUCUCUUCGUUCAUCCCAUUUCUCUCCAACAACUCGGGCGGAUCGCAUCAAUCGUUACAACUAGCCGAAAGAUUGGAACUUUCACAGAAACGGCAUGAUUUCUACGAGAAGCUUCCUAACGUCAACGGUGAGGAGAAUGGGAACGCAGGUCUUGAGGUCGCUGCCCUUCAGCUCGAUGCUGUAAUGGAGCUCCCACAAGUGAACACGCGAGCCGGUCUCUACAUCUUCUUGAAUGCAUUGCUUGUCGCACGUCCUCUAACCGAUGACUUCAUCAUUAUCAAUCAUCUUCACUCACGAUACAAGUUGGAAGCGCAGAACAUGGCCACAGACUUGAUCACCGCUGCUUUUGAUGUUCUUGCCAACGCCAUGUAUCGCAGUGAACCGCCACAAACCAUGUUCUACCCGAAAUCUUUCCUAAUCAAUAAGGUGCCAUUACUCCUGGCACAGCUAACCGGAUCGAUAUUCCCCAUGACAGUCGAGAUGUGCAUCACUCAAGCACUCAGUCAUGUGGACCCCCACGCAUUUCCAUCAUUCUCGCAAGGGUUCGAUGAUAUCAUGGGAAGCAAUAACAACUCACUCUCCGAUGUCAGGCAAGACUUCCUCAACGCCUGUGCGCUUCAUGCUCUCAUCCCGACGGGUACCGUAGAGCGGUUGCUUGGUGAAGCCCCCAUGCAGGGCCCACCUUCGAAGAGAUACGAGAGGAAAGAAUUGCUAAACCAGUGCAAGUCAAACUUUGACAAAGUCAGCACAUUCAUCGACGAACUUGAGAGCCUGGACGGAAAUGCGGGUGCCAUAGUCGCUGCUGUUACAGAUUUUAUAGCACACCUCUGUGAAACUCAGACGACUAUGUACUUGAAGCAAUUAUCCUCGUUACUCUUCAAGAAACCGCAGGCAAUGGACGUAAUGCUCCAAUUCACCUCACCAGCGAGCAUUCUGCGACCUCUAUGCCAAUUUCUUGACGACUGGCACUAUGAUAGUGAUCAAGGCGAAUACCAACCAGUAUACGACGAAUUCGGUGCGAUACUGGUCCUCGUCAUGGCAUUCAUACACCGCUAUGAUUUUACGUACCACGACAUCGGUAUCGGUCAUGAUACGUUCAUCGCCAAACUUUUGAAACGUGGUCAUCAUAGCAUGCUGCCCGACCAACUGAGCGAAGAGCAAGGCAAGCAUCUUGGUAACUGGCUAAAAGGACUCUACGACGCCGAUAAGGAAGGGCUUAGCAACGAAGUCUUUGCAUCUUGCCGUCCUCAAGAUUUCUACCUCAUAGUUCCCACAUUAUUCAGGCAGACAGUCGUGGCAUGCUCGACUGGAGUUCUGUCAUUUGAGUCGGUCAAAGGUGGUUUAGAAUAUCUCGGAGAGACAUUCUUAUUGCCAUCCUUGAUAGAGGGUCUUACCUGGAUGGCCUCAUACGCGCUCCUCCAAACGCACAACGAUCUCGAUGCAAUGAUCCGUAUAUUCAACGAAGUCAUACUAACGACUCCCUCCUCUGGCGACGCACAGGCUAUGCAUUCGACUAUAAUAGCUAUGGUUUCUAGUCGCCUGGAAAAGUGCUUCCGCACGCUACAGCGACGUGAGCCGAACCGAACGACACUCGAGCCUUUUAUCCAGGCGAUCAAAGUUCACGCAUACUACGAACGUUCCGUGUACGCUAGCUUGAAAGAGGUAGAUCAGUGGACGAAUGCGCCGAACAGCACUCUCAACUCAUCCAUACGGCACACCAUACAGCAACUGUCACAGUGGGCUUCGACCUCGUCGUUACAGCCAAAUCCACCUGGCUACACACACCGCCAGAUCUAUGCAUCGCUCAAGAUGCUGGGUGCGACGAGAACACUGCGCGCAGUCGUAGAUGAAGUAAAGGCACAGACAGAUGCUGGCAACGGUGCGGCUGCACUAGAUAUCGGCGUGUCCAUCAUCUGUGCUCCCACUGUCGAGGAUAGUCCCAUCACAGUUGACUGGGUAGGAAGCUCGAUACCAGCGCCGCCCCAACAGCGAAAUCACAUGAAUCUCCGCGAAAUGCUCAAGCAAGAAUUCGAAAGCGCUGCAAAUCUGGUUGCGACAGAUCCCCUAACGGCGGAGACAAUAGUACGCCUGCACCGCCGCGUAGAAGCACACUUUGCCUCUCUUGGUGAAGCUGGACUCCAAGCACCGCCUAUCAACAUCCCAAGUGUCAAUAUCGCAGAUAUGCAAUCGCAAUCCAUAUCUGACGAUCUCAACCGAGCUAUCGAUGAUGCGGCCGCUGCAACAGUUGUUGACGACAUCUCCAACAUGGACAACAAAGCGCUGCAGCGCAGUAUGGACGAACUUACGGGUGCUGAAGGCCUGGAUCUGUCAAGCAUCGGUAUGGGUAACGGCGAUGCGGGAGCGGGUGACAUGAGCACGGAUCUGGGUAAUCUACCCGAUCUGAAUCUGGGCGACAUGGGUAGUAUGGGCAUGGAUAUGGACAUGAACAUGGAUAUGGGUGGAGGUGGAGGUGACGAUGACUGGGGGUUGGAUUUCGAUAACAUGUAG